Molecule: messenger RNA, 2336 nt
Organism: Neogale vison (American mink)
Lineage: Eukaryota; Metazoa; Chordata; Mammalia; Carnivora; Mustelidae
Gene: DNAJB6
Product: DnaJ heat shock protein family (Hsp40) member B6
Exons: 10
Coding region: 115-1098 (327 amino acids)
Biological process (GO): protein refolding; positive regulation of proteasomal ubiquitin-dependent protein catabolic process
Cellular component (GO): cytosol; endoplasmic reticulum membrane
Molecular function (GO): ATPase activator activity; Hsp70 protein binding
Source: RefSeq, a predicted model, not a curated record
CCGCCGCCAGCGCCGCCGUGCCGGAGCCGAGGGGACCCGGGCCGCCGCCCCGACGCGCCUCCUGCUCGCCGCCGGCUCCCUGUCCUCGGACUCACUCCAGCAGCCUGUUAAAACAUGGUGGAUUACUAUGAGGUUCUAGGCGUGCAGAGACAUGCCUCAGCCGAGGACAUUAAAAAGGCGUACCGGAAACUGGCACUGAAGUGGCAUCCAGAUAAAAACCCGGAGAAUAAAGAAGAGGCAGAGAGAAAAUUCAAACAAGUAGCUGAGGCGUAUGAGGUGUUAUCAGAUGCCAAAAAACGGGACAUCUACGACAGAUACGGCAAAGAAGGGUUAAAUGGAGGUGGAGGAGGGAUUCAUUUCGACAAUCAGUUUGAGUUCGGCUUCACAUUCCGUAACCCAGAUGACGUCUUCAGGGAAUUUUUUGGUGGAAGGGACCCAUUUUCAUUUGACUUCUUUGAAGACCCAUUCGAGGAAUUUUUUGGCAGUCGUAGAGGCCCCCGUGGAAGCAGGAACCGGAGCACAGGGUCAUUUUUCUCUGCCUUCAGUGGAUUUCCGUCUUUCGGAGGAGGGUUUCCGGCUUUUGAUUCAGGAUUUACUUCCUUCGCAUCACCGGGUCACGGCCUCACUUCAUUCUCGUCUGCGGCAUUCGGCGGUAGUGGGAUGGGCAACUUCAAGUCCAUAUCGACUUCUACAAAAAUGGUCAACGGCAGGAAAAUCACUACAAAGAGAAUUGUGGAGAACGGUGAAGAGAGAGUAGAAGUUGAAGAGAACGGCCAGUUAAAGUCCCUAACGAUAAAUGGUGUGGCCGACGAGAACGCGCUCCUGGAGGAGUGCCGGCGCAGAGGCCAGAACGCACUGCCCUCCCAGCCCGCCGGCACCAGCGGCCCGUCGUCGAGGCCCCACAGGCCCGCCUCCCUGCCCAAACCCGAGUCUGAGCACGUGCGCGAAGAGGAGGACGAGCCAGGCCGUCAGCGGGCCGCCGGCAGCCCCUGGGACCCCUCCGUGCUCUCUGCAGGAUCUAAAGAAGGUGGCAAGAGGAAGAAGCCGAAGCAGAGAGAGGAGUCCAAGAAGAAGAAGUCGACCAAAGGCCACCACUAGGCGGACUCGCGGCCACGCCCGCUGCCCGAGCGGGUGCCCCGGCCGGCUCUGUGUGCUCGCGGCACGCGCCACCUGCUCUGCCUCUGUCCCAAGACCACACCUCCUCAGCACGGGGACGCGGAGGAGCCGGCAGUGACGGUCGUGGGUGGCGGCGGCACAAGUGUGGAGCCUGCCCGGACUGCCCUCGCUUCUCCCAGCACUAAACCCGAUCGCGUCUUCCCCGAGUGGCCGGGACCCGGCUCCUCCUCCUCAGCCUUGCGGCCACCCGCUGCCGGGCUACUUCGAGCUCUCGAGGUGCGACAGGCAGAGAACGGAGUGUGUGUUCGUGGAAUGAAUUCCUGCCUGCCUGGCCGCGAUUUCUGGGAGCUAGCGCGAGGGAAGGGCAGGGUGGCCGAGCGGUCUGGCGCAUCGGGUGACCGCCACCACGGUGCUUGUCCUUCAGAGGGGGGUGGUGGGGUGCUAGACCUUCCGGCAGCUCAGCAGCUGGCCUGGCCUGGCCCAUGGGGGCCUUGGGGUGACUCACUUUAGAUAUAAAGUCAUUCCUUACGCUUACCGUAGUCUUAGUCUCUAGCCUGAACUUAACUUCACAGACAGUUUAAUUUUUGCUAAAACCCUUCUUUUUUUUUUUUUUUUUUCUUGGACCCUUAAUUCUUAGCAUAUGCACAGGAUCCUACAGAAUUUUGUUGGGUAAAUGUCAUCUUGGCUCUUAGUUUAGGUGAUGCUGGGGAAGGACGGACACGGUGUUCACACACACACACACUCACUCUCUCUCUCACGUGCCGGUACGAACUGGGAGGCUGAACAGAGUGUGUCCGCCUGUAAACAUUGGUUCCUUUGCAAACAUUUCUCCUGGCAAGAUUCUGUGCGGUUUCCUGAGCUUCUGUCUUUGCAUGAUCCGCUGCUGCUUAACCCUCUGCUCCCGACCAGACCCGGUGCAUCCCUCACCUUCCCUGCAACGCGCCCUGCCCGGGCCGCCCCUCCUCAGCCCGAGGGCGUGUUCACGUAGUGCUUGCGUGGGAGCGAGAGGGGGCCGGGGACGCGCGUCGGUGGCCGCGUCGUGGGUGCGAGGGCCGCCAGCGGGUGCAGCCUUUUUGAAUUUAAGACGACUGUUACAGGCUGGCUUUGGCUUUGCGGGGCGGAGGUGUGGACUGGUGGUCACUGCUUCUGGGGAAACCUGCCCGUGGAGGUGUCCUGUGUUUUCAGAGCUACCUACAGAAAUAAAACCUAAAAGCACCGCA